AUGACCCCCGUCCGGGGGGCCGUGGAGCUGGAUGGAGUGGACAUUCGCUCUCUGGACCCGUCAUGGCUAAGAGGGGAAGUCAUCGGAUUCAUCAAUCAGGAGCCCGUCCUGUUUGGCACAACCGUCCUGGAGAAUAUUCGCUUCGGGAGGCCGGAAGCUUCUGAUGCCGAAGUCUUCGAAGCUGCGAAGUUGGCGAACGCUGAUGGCUUCAUCCGGAACUUUCCAGAUGGCUAUAGGACCGUGCUGGGUGAGCCUCGUAGGCAGCCCCCCCCCCAUGGAUCACUUACCUGCGGCCAGGACCGUGCUGGGUGA
Messenger RNA from Staurois parvus, 312 nucleotides. NCBI's taxonomy places the organism in Eukaryota, Metazoa, Chordata, Amphibia, Anura, Ranidae. The record is from the annotation of a GenBank genome assembly.